UCGAGCCGGGAUCUUAGCCCUCCUCUGCCCCCUGGCGCCAAGAACAAUGCCUGUCAAAACUCAAAUCCACCCAUUUCACAGUUGAGUUUCACCUCCAAAUACAACCUGAACUGAAACAUCAAACAUGGCAAGCAUGCUAUAAGAGGCACAACCCUCUUCAAAUGCAAGUCCCCCUCCCUCCCCCCGGUUGCUGCACCGGAGACGAAGCGACAGCAAACGCGGCCUCGUGCUCGACGACGACGACGCCCGUUUGCAUAUAGAGUCGCCGCGCGCGCUCCCGGUGCUCCCGCCACCGCCACCGCCACCGCGCGCCCCGAGCCUCGCCGUCCAUGCGCGCGCGAGCUCCUGCGUCUCCUCGGCGUCCCUACUGAUGGCUCUUUCCUCGCCGGCGCGGCGCCCUCGGCAACCCCUCCUCCUACUGGCUCUGCUCCUCGCCGCGCUCUCCUCGCCCUGCGCCCGCGCCGCGGCCUCGGAGCGACGCCGCGUGCUGGCGCCGGCGGCGUUGCCACCGGCCCUUGCCCCCGGGCGAGCGUGGCAGGAGUUCCACGUGGCGCCGCCUACGGCGCCGCGGCUGGGCGCUGGCGUGUCCAAGAACGGCGAGGCCGCGCCACGGCCAACCAGGGAAUGGCGGCGGCGGGUGCGCCGAGGCCGCGGCGGGGGCACCGGCGCGUGGACGUUCUCGGCGAUGCUGCCCCGGGGGUUCGUGCCGCCGUCGGGCUCGUCCACGUGCCACAACGACAUGCCGGCCACCGCCGCCGACGCCCAGUUCUUCGCCUGCAGCGGCGCCGGGACCCCGUGACGAUCCAUGACGGCGACGCGCGGCCGUGUCUCUGCCUGCCUGCUUCGACCAACAAGGAUCCAAAGUCCAAGAACGGUUCCUGAAAUCGCAGGAUUCUCUUCUCUCUGCUCGUUCCUGAGGGGUUGUUGCAGGCAAUUGUAAAUUCGGUGAGGCUUAAAGAACUUUUCUUCUCCAGAGUUCGUGAAAUAGUCCAGGCUCUAUAUCGGAUCAACGGAUCGGAAGCGAGCUUGAGUUCCUAUUCCUAGUGAGUUGCCGUUGUUUCCAUUUGUUUCCUCUUCCUGCCCCUGUUCUUGAACAUGUGCCAAGACGAAACAUCCAUUCAAUUUGCACGCAGAGUGUUUGGACA
Setaria italica (foxtail millet) is the source of this 1145-nucleotide messenger RNA. RefSeq lists its product as uncharacterized. The transcript has a single exon. Lineage: Eukaryota; Viridiplantae; Streptophyta; Magnoliopsida; Poales; Poaceae. Bases 371 to 799 code for a protein of 142 amino acids. The record is from RefSeq and is a predicted model, not a curated record.